Messenger RNA from Zingiber officinale, 2333 nucleotides. RefSeq names its product ankyrin repeat-containing protein At5g02620-like. Gene Ontology annotation, cellular component: plasma membrane. Gene Ontology annotation, molecular function: protein phosphatase regulator activity; protein phosphatase 1 binding. The transcript has 4 exons. The record is from RefSeq and is a predicted model, not a curated record. The coding region runs from base 525 to 2201 and encodes 558 amino acids. NCBI's taxonomy places the organism in Eukaryota, Viridiplantae, Streptophyta, Magnoliopsida, Zingiberales, Zingiberaceae.
CCUUCAUCGGCCCACCUUCGUCCUCUUCGAGAGCGACUGCAAUAGCCGCCACCAUUUGCUCUAUCCUUCCCCUGCACAGACCCAAAUCAACCCGCCUCUGCUUCUGCUUUAGGCUCUACCGAAUUGGCGUCAUGAAUCAUGAGGUCAGCACGCACCGCCAGUGCGGGGUAGGAGACGCGUAGGUGAGGAGGAAAAAAGACGGGUUUUUGAUGCUCGAGUUCGGCCAAGGGCUUGAUUUUUUGGCUUCUAGAAAAAUCAAGAAAGAUCCGAUCUUUAGAAGUUAGGGUUUUGGGCGAAGGUAUUCCCUUUAUCUUUUCAAAAGCCUCGAUUAGUUCCUCUUUCUGGAAUAAAGGAGGUAUUUCGGUGCGAUUCGGGCUUUCGGUAUAGUGGCAUAGGUUUUCCCCUUUCAUGAUUGAUAAACAAUCGAUCUAAACCUUAAUAUGAUCGGCGAUCCAGAACUUGUUAUAGAAUAAUCGGUCGUGGAAUUCGAUUUCCUGGCAACAGUUCUUCUGUGAGCCGUGAAAAUGGAGAAGCCGCCGAGAGUUGGAGCCUUGGAGAAGUUGCAGAGCUUUCGGCUGGGGAAGCAAAAGAGUUUCCGUUCGGGAGAUAGACAACAAAGCUUCAAAGAAAGGAAGAGCAAAGACAGCCCCGGCAAGCGAGGGGAUCUGGAGCUCCAUCUCGCUGCUAGGGCUGGCAACGCAUUGCGUGUGCAGAAGAUACUCUCAGAGUGUAAUGAGGCUCAGUUGAAGGAUUUGAUUUACAAGCAGAACCAGGACGGCGAGACGGCGCUGUAUGUUGCUGCAGAAAAGGGCCAUGUCGAGGUGGUUCGGGAGAUACUGAAAGUCUCAGACAUUCAAUCGGCUGGCAUCAAGGCGAACAACAACUACGAUUCAUUUCACAUUGCUGCUAAGCAGGGACAUCUUGAAAUCUUGAAGGAUAUCUUGCAAUCUUUCCCACCAUUAGCCAUGACGACGAAUUCAUUAAAUUCUACGGCAUUGGACACGGCUGCAACUCAAGGAUAUGUAGAUAUUGUUAGUCUUCUGUUAGAAACUGAUGCAGGCCUUGCUAAGAUUGCAAAGAGUAAUGGGAAAACAGUUUUACAUUCUGCUGCGAGAAUGGGACGUGUGGAUGUGGUGAAAGUGCUGCUAGAGAAAGAUCCUAGCAUUGGCUUAAGGACCGAUAAGAAGGGACAGACAGCAUUUCACAUGGCUGCAAAAGGCCAAAAUGUUGAGAUGUUAAUGGCAUUGCUGAAGCCUGAUCAUUCAGUAAUCCAAUUGGAAGAUGGUAAAGGAAACAGACCGUUGCAUAUCGCUACAAGGAAGGGCAACCCGAAGAUUGUGCAAGCUCUGUUACAAGUGGAAGGAAUUGAGGUCAAUGCAGUGAAUAAAGCAGGUGAAACUGCCCUCAGCAUCGCAGAAAAAGCUUCGAAUGAAGAUAUUGCGGCCAUUCUAAGAGAAUUUGGUGCGGUCGUUGCAAAAGAACCGGCAAGCACAACGACAGCCGCAAAGCAACUGAAGCAAACGGUCAGUGACAUAAAACAUGAUGUUCAAUCUCAACUCAAGCAAACCUGUCAAACAGAACUGAGGGUGCAGAAGAUCAGGAAGAGACUUAAAAAGCUCCACCUCGGAGGCCUCAAUAACGCCAUCAAUUCAAAUACCGUGGUUGCAGUGCUCAUAGCCACUGUGGCCUUUGCAGCGAUAUUCCAACUUCCGGGCUCGUUUGUCGAUCAACCGCAACCGGAGUUUACUCUUGGACAAGCCUACAUAGCAGACAAUGCAGCAUUCAUCAUAUUUCUGGUCUCCGAUUCCUUGGCUUUAUUCAUCUCGCUAGCUGUGGUGGUCGUCCAGACUUCCUUGAUUGUCGUAGAGCAGAAGGCAAAGAGGAGUAUGGUUUUCGUGAUGAACAAACUGAUGUGGCUGGCCUGCCUCUUCAUAUCUAUUGCCUUCAUCUCGCUAACAUUCGUCGUCGUGGGAAAGCAAGAUCUGUGGUUGGCUUGGUCAACCAUGGCUAUUGGAGCUUCAAUUAUGCUGACAACUUUGGGAUCAAUGAUCUACUUUGUAAUUGUUCACAGAAUAGAAGAGAAGAACAUGAGAAACAUAAGGAGGAGGAACUCAGGGAGCAGAUCCCAUUCCUUGUCCAUGUCGGUGGCUUCUGACUCGGAGUUACUAAAUAGCGAGUACAAAAAGAUGUAUGCUCUGUAGGAUGGAUGUGUAUAUAUACUUCCAUCUCUCCACCUGAAUAGCUAGCUAGCUAUUCAGAAUCCUGAGGUUCCUAAUGUAGAAUAAAUGUUUGAGCUUUAAUGAAAACUUAGAGAGGCAGGCAUUUUAAAGAAA